AUGACUGACUUCGUGCGCAGGGGAAAGCACAUCUCCUACCAGAGGGGAAAGCGUAACACCACCCCCGGUACCUCGCUUCUCAAGCUCGAGGGCGUCGACAGCACCGACUCCGCACAAUGGUACGCCGGUAAGCGCGUUGCCUACGUCUACCGCGCCCAGCGAACGGUCCGUGGCUCCAAGAUCCGCGUCAUUUGGGGCAAGAUCACCCGCCCUCACGGCAACUCCGGUGUUGUCCGCGCCAAGUUCAGGUCCAACCUCCCGCCGAAGACCUUCGGUGCUUCCGUCCGCGUCAUGCUUUACCCUUCGUCCAUAUAA
Molecule: messenger RNA, 315 nt
Organism: Didymosphaeria variabile
Lineage: Eukaryota; Fungi; Ascomycota; Dothideomycetes; Pleosporales; Didymosphaeriaceae
Gene: RPL33B
Product: 60S ribosomal protein L33B
Exons: 2
Coding region: 1-315 (104 amino acids)
Biological process (GO): ribosomal large subunit biogenesis; cytoplasmic translation
Cellular component (GO): cytosolic large ribosomal subunit; ribosome
Molecular function (GO): structural constituent of ribosome
Source: RefSeq, a predicted model, not a curated record